GAGUGGAUAUGCCGAAUACGGUCGUGGUGAAGGAUUGGCAAUGGCCAUGGCUCUCUGCUCCUGCUCACUUCCUUUCGCUGCGUCGUCAAGCGCGCCGACACAAUCGGUGAAUGGACGGACGCGGGCACUUCCGUCGAAGGCACCGUUUUUGGUGAUUUCGCAGUCGCGGAGCGGUGGGCGGGGUCGGCGAGUGUGGCGGCGAAGAAAACUGACAAAGAAAGAUGACUUGUUGCAAUACCAAAUGGAGAGGAUUCCUUUCCUUGAGGAGCAGGAGAGGAAAAUAAAGGAAACAGGAAAGCUAUUGACGAUGGACAUUGAGAGGCUUCUGCUGUCGGAGGACAAUCGGUUUGAUUUUGUUAAUGAUGUGGCGGCGGAGGCGAAGGAGUAUGUUGAGAACAACAGGGAUGAGUACGGCGGCACUAAGAAAGCCAUCCUUCAUGUACUCAGUAACCGUGUGAACGAUUCCGGGUUUUAUCGACCAGAGGCAUAUUCAGAAUCCGAACCCUUCAGACCUGGGCCUGGUUACUUGAAAGAGGAAUUUACCUGAGCGUCCACAGAGUCUCCGUGUAGCGAUGUGGCGAUGUUUGCAGUUAAUUGGACGUUGUAAUUUUGUUCAUUUCCGGGUUAUUAUUGUACGAAGCAUCUGACUAUUACGGUAUACAACACUAUACAUAUGCGCAUAAAGUUUCUACUAAAACAGGAUUGGUUACCAGGCUGGAUAUUAGAUUGAGGAAUUGCUUUCAUGAAUCUAGACAGAACAUUGUCCCCUGUUUACUCUUGUUUGCUUGUCAACUUGAAAAAAGACCAUAUAACAUUUUUGGGUUCA
Rhodamnia argentea is the source of this 826-nucleotide messenger RNA. Its product is annotated as protein PLASTID TRANSCRIPTIONALLY ACTIVE 7. Bases 41 to 547 code for a protein of 168 amino acids. NCBI's taxonomy places the organism in Eukaryota, Viridiplantae, Streptophyta, Magnoliopsida, Myrtales, Myrtaceae. The transcript is spliced from 4 exons. Gene Ontology annotation, biological process: plastid transcription. The record is from RefSeq and is a predicted model, not a curated record. Gene Ontology annotation, cellular component: plastid-encoded plastid RNA polymerase complex.